CAUGAAUCUGCUGUCAGCUUUGAGCACUGGAGGAGAGGGCUGUGUUUGUUUCUGGUAAACAUGAAGUCAAACCUCUGCUAUUUCUUUCUCUUCUGCUUCCAAGUUGAAGCUCUCACAGCACCAAGCACUCGCCGGGCAGGAGGCACUGAGGUAGCCGCUGCAGGGAAAAUUGGUGAUUCUGCCAAGUCGGACAUGUUUAUAGCUCAUGACGGGGGUGUCCAAAUUUUAUGCAAAUAUCCUGAGACCGUCCGGCAGUUUAAAAUGCAGUUGCUGAAGGGGAUGCAACCACUUUGCAACCUCACGAGGAUGGAGGAGAGUGGAAACACGGUGUCCGUCAAGAACCUGCAGCUCUGCCAGUCUCAGCUGUCCAACAGCAGCGUCUCUUUCUUCCUGUAUAACCUGGACCGUUCUCAUGCCAGCUACUACUCCUGCAAACUCCUCAUUUUUGAUCCUCCUCCUUUUCAAGAGAUUGUUAGCACAGAAUAUUUGCAUAUUUAUGAAUCACAGCUCUGUUGCCAGCUGAAGCUCUGGUUGCCCAUAGGAUGUGCGGCUUUUCUGGUGGUCUACAUUUUUGCCUGUGUCCUUAUAUGUUGCCUUGUAAAAAAGAAGCCUCGCCCCAGUGUGCACGACCCUAAUAGUGAAUACAUGUUCAUGGCUGCGGUGAACACGGCUAAGAAGCCUAGACUCGCAGAUGUGAGCCGUCAUUUGGAACUCUCUGGCACCCAGGCGUGAAACCCGUUGGCCAGCUCCCUCCAACUUGAAGUGCAAGAUUCCCUCAUUUCCUGGACCACAGAGAAUCUGACUUGAUUUGACUACAUACAUCUUCUGCUCAUGUUUGGUUCAAUCUGGCCCAGUGACUCUAUCAGUCAAUAGGGGUCUUAACAGACUGCCUCAGUCCUGUUGAGUUCUCUCAAGACAAACACCCUCUCGCAACUAGCUUUAUAGAAAGCCCGGCUCAUGUGUGCUCAACAAAUAGACCUCACUGGGGCGAAUGCCUGUCUGCACAUCUGCUUCUAGCAAUGCGCCAGCUAGUAAAACAGACACAUCUACAAAAAUUUUUUAAAGAAUGUGCAAAGCAAAAGGGCAGCCCAGGGCCAGCAUCUGUCCAUGUUUCACUAACAGACUACCUCUUCUUCCUGUAGAGAUGGGCAUUCCUUUUUCAAUCAGACAGUAGUUAUUUGAUUUCUCAAGCGUAGAUGUGUAACUGCAGCAUGCUGAUGCGUUAGUGCACAGCGCUCUUCUGCAUCUUCCGAACCCCCAGUGACCACUCCACCAAGAGUUUAGAUGCCUCUUCUGCCCUCAGUUUUCUUUUUUAAAAAUGCUUCUACAUGCCUACUUGACAGACACUCUGAGUAGGGAGCUAUGUCUACAUUUUUCCCUCUGCUGCUCAAUUACAUAGAUAUACAGUUGCAGCCUAAUGAACACAUCUUGCCUAUAUUUUCCCUAAAAGCAUAUUUUUGCUCCGGAAAGACAUCUUAUUUAUCUUCUUUUCCCAAAUUUAGUUAAAAUGGUUUACUUUGUUGACUUGUUGACAUUAGUGGUAGGAAACAUUGCCCAGAAUCAAAAGCGACUUCAUUUUAUGAUACUGUUUUCUACCAUUAUAUAUUUUUUCAUGGUGCUAUUAAUUGCAAGUUAGGCCUUUUUUGUAGAUCAUAUUAAAAUCGCAAACAAACCGACAGAUCCACCUUCCACAGUCCAGCACUGUCCUGGGGUGAGAGCCAAUGAUCCGUUCAGCCGAGAGCAGCAGCUCCCUGGGCUACCGGCAAACUGCAGCCGCGCUGCCUCUGGGCUUGACAGGCUGGAAUGGCCCCCAUGGGCCCGGAGCAGCCGUCCAGACCUGGGUGGCAUUCCAAGGCCUGAGAGACUCUCUUGAGCCAGGGACAACCAGGUGCUCUUGCCCCCAGAGGCUGAAGUCACCCUGGGGACCACAGUGGGUCUGCCUGCACUUGUACCUCCAGGAUCUACAAAGAAGCAUAGAUGUGCCAGGGGACCUCAGCAUGAUCCAUUCUCCUAGAAACCAUUCAGCCUGGAAACUGGCCCUGGCCCUUCGAGAUAGUCUUCCUUUGAAUAUGAUUUGAUUGGAAAGAUUCUUAAACACAUGUAAUGUGGUUAUUCUUAGCUGAAAUAUUUUCUCCACUUUGUGUCUGCAUGACCAACCAAGGCUUCUGAAGCAGCCAGUGUGUAUGCAACAAUAUUUUUAACUUUAGGUAAAAUGAGAUGAUUUACUAGUUUUAAAAUUUGUAGUGGCCUGCUUAUACUUUACUUUAAAAGUGAGACCUAACGUGUCAUUACGCACGCUUAUAUUGUUUUAAGCGUGUGUAGUGCUGGAUGUGUACAGUACAGUACUGAAACUGUAAUUUGAAUCAAGUAUGGUGUUCUCUGUUUCCAGCUCAUGUGGAUGCCCAGCUGGCUUUGCGGAGGUGUUCCUGAGUCGUUUGCAGUUUUCUGGGGAGGGUGGGGGCGGGUGGGCAGGAGACCCUCCUUGUGGCCGGGUGGCCUGGUUGUCAGAGUUGUGCCCUAAAGAAUCCUCACCCUCAGUACUGGAUAUUUCACAGAGAAUUAUUAAAGGGUACAAUUUCUGUUAAAUGAAAACUGGUCUUAAGAGGAGCUAAUUAUGAAAUAGAUUUUAGCAAUAGUAGGAAACUAAAGAAUAAACAUUUGAUAUUUGGCAACUGAAA
Equus caballus (horse) is the source of this 2678-nucleotide messenger RNA. RefSeq names its product inducible T cell costimulator (gene ICOS). Gene Ontology annotation, biological process: T cell costimulation; cell-cell adhesion; T cell tolerance induction. Lineage: Eukaryota; Metazoa; Chordata; Mammalia; Perissodactyla; Equidae. The record is from RefSeq and is a predicted model, not a curated record.